CAGGCAGCGGCCUUAUCUGGGCCAGGAGUCACUUCGUACUUUGGAAACUGCAACUUUCCCGGUGGUUGUUUUCGGAACAAGAAUUGCAAAGGGGAAAUUCCUGAAGCCAGGCAUACCUCUGACCUAGAACAUUUGUGCCCUGGUUCCCCUUCUCGCCCGCCGGUCCGCCUGGCAUGGGUGAUGGUCGAGUGGUCGAAGGGCAAGUGGGUCUGAAGAGGACGGAUGCAGAGGCCACGUUCCACGCCUUGCCUGAGGGCGUCCAAGAGCAGAGGAAUGUGGUCCACUCCUUGAUGUCUGGAGCGCUUGCCGGAGCCGUGGCCAAAACUGCCGUGGCCCCUCUGGACCGGACGAAAAUCAUCUUCCAAGUGUCGUCGAACCGUUUUUCUGCAAAGGAGGCCUACCGGCUGGUCUACCGCACCUACCUCCAUGAGGGCUUCUUCAGCCUUUGGCGCGGCAACUCAGCCACCAUGGUGCGGGUCAUCCCUUAUGCCGCCAUCCAGUUCUGUGCCCACGAGGAAUACAAGCAGCUCUUGGGGAGCUAUUAUGGCUUCCAGGGAAAGGCUCUGACCCCGCUGCCGCGCUUUGUGGCUGGUUCACUGGCGGGGACCACGGCAGCCAUGUUGACGUAUCCCUUGGACCUGGUGCGGGCACGGAUGGCGGUGACCCCUAAGGAAAUGUACAGCAACAUUGUUCAUGUCUUUAUCCGGAUCUCACGGGAGGAGGGCCUGAAGACCCUCUACCGGGGCUUUGCCCCCACCAUCCUGGGGGUCAUCCCUUACGCCGGGCUGAGCUUCUUCACCUACGAGACCCUCAAGAAGUUUCAUGCAGAUCACAGCGGACGCUCGCAGCCGUACCCCCUGGAGCGCCUAGCCUUUGGUGCCUGUGCUGGCCUGAUUGGCCAGUCGGCCUCCUAUCCACUGGAUGUGGUGCGCCGGCGGAUGCAGACGGCCGGCGUGAUGGGCUUCUCCUACAGCUCCAUCCUGGGUACCAUGGUGGACAUUGCCCGGGAGGAGGGCCUGGUCCGGGGCCUCUACAAGGGGCUAAGCAUGAACUGGGUCAAGGGCCCUAUCGCCGUGGGCAUCAGCUUCAUGACUUUCGACCUCACCCAGAUCCUGCUCCGGCGGUGGGAGCGGAGUGUCCACGUGGAGAGGUAGGAGGUAGGCGGCGGAAGGGAAUGGGGCCAAUGGGCAGACUGCCCGGAAACCCCACACGGAAUCCCAACCGGAAGCCUUGUCUGGAGGUCCUUCUGGAAACCCCAUAUGGACACCUAUCUGGAGGUCCCAUCAGAAAUAUUGUAUGGAAGUCAAUCCUGAAGUCUCAUUGGGGGGUCCUUCUGGAAGCCUAUCUGGAAGUCCUGUAUGGAAACUUAUCUGGAAGCCUUGUCCAGAGGUCCUUCUGGAAAACCCAUAAGGAUACCUAUCUGGAAGUCUGAUUGGAAAUCAUGCGUGGAAACUAUCUGGAAGUCUCAUCUGGAAGUCCUGCAAGGAAACCUAUCUGAAAGCCUUGUCUGGAGGAAACCCCAUAUGGACAUUUGUCUGGAAGUCCCAUCGGAAAUCCUGUAUGAAAAGCCACCCGGAAGUCAUGUCCAGAGGUCCUUCUGGAAAUCUAUCUGGAAGCCUUGUCCAGAGUUCCUUCUGGAAACCUCAAAUGAACACUUGUCUGGAAAUCCCAUUGUAAAUCAUGUAUGGAAACCCAUCCAGAAGUCCUGUAUGGAAAACCAUCUGCAAGUCUCAUUCAGCAAUCCUUCUGGAAAUGCCAUAUGGACACCUAUCUGGAAGUCCCAUUAGAAAUCAUGUAUGGGAAACCCAUCCGGAAGUCUCAUUGGGAGAUUCUUCUGAAAAUCCCAUAAAGACACCUACCUGCAUGACCCACCAGAAAUCAUGUAUGGAAACCUAUCUGGAAGUCUCGUCAGUAGGUCCUUCUGGAGACCCCAUAAGGACACCUAUCUGGAAGUUACAUCAGAAAAUCUGUAUGGAAACCCAUCCGGAAGUCCUGUUGAAAAUUCUGUAUGGACACCUACCUGGAAGUCUGUAUGGAAACCAUCUGGAAGUCCUGUAUGGAUACAUAUCUGGAAGCCUUGUAUGGCGGUCCUUCCAAAAACCCCAUAAGUAUACCUAUCUGGAAGUCCCAUCAGAAAUCAUGUAUGGAAACCCAUCCGGAAGUCACGUCUAGAGGUCCUUCCGGAAACCCCAUAUGGUCACUUGUCUGGAAGUCCAAUCAGAAAUCAUGUAUGAAAAUCCAUCUGGGAGUCUGUGAUGGAAACUGCGAUGGGAACCCUGUACAGAAGCCCAUCCGGAGGCUCCAUUCAAAAGUCCCGUCCAGAAGUCUCAUCCGGAAAACCCAGAUGGAAACAAUUUUGGAAACCCUAUGCCAAUGUCCCAUCUCUAAACUCUGGAAACUCAUACGGAAGUCCCAUCCGAAAACCCUUUCCAGAAGUCCUGUCUAAAAAAUUCCAUAUGGAAAUCCAGUCUGGAAACUGAUACAGAAGUUCUGUCCGGAAACCCUUCUGGAAAUUCCACCCUAAAAUAAUUGUAUGGAAACCAGAAACCCUUCCUGAAGUCCCAUCAGAAUUCCUUAUACAGAAACCCCAACCCGUCUCAGUGUUUCCCCAACUGGACUCCAGCACCUAGCAUCCUCAAUCAUCGGGACUUAAUGGGAAUCAAGGCCUGAAGUUUUGGAAUCUGGAGGAAUAUGGCAUCUUGGACUUUGGAACGGACAGCGUGAUUAUUAUUAUUAUUAUUAUUAUUAUUAUUAUUAUUAUUAUUAUUAUUAAAUUGCAGCAGAGGAUGUUGGGAUAGGUUAAGCAGAGACUGGAUGACCAUCUGUCAGAAGGGCUUUGAUGAUGUCUUCCUCCCUGGUAGAAUGAGGUCAGACUGGAUGGCCAUCUGUCGGAAGGGCUUUGAUGAUGUCUUCCUGCCUAGUAGAAUGAGGUCAGACUGGAUGGCCCCUGGAAGUCUCUUCCAACUCUAUCUAAUACAGUCCUCUGGGAGUUCAAAUUAAAUACUAAUAUGGAGAAUGUUCAAGUGUAUCAACCAUGUGGGGAUGAUGGGGGUGAAGUUAAAAAUAAUAUAGGGAUUAUGGGAGUUUGAAUGAACAAAUAUAUAGGGGAUGAUGGGAGUUCUUUUUGUUCUUGUCUCGAUGACCUCAGAUUUGCACAUUUUUAUGUUUCUCCCAGACAUGAAACUAUUGGACAAUUUUCUAGACCUUUAAAGAAUCCAAUGCUGCAUUGCCGAUCCCACCAGAAAACUAUAUUUCCCAGGUUUUUUUUUCUUUCUCCCUUCCCGGUGGGUUUUUGCGUGUUUAUAACAGCAAACGGUCCUCUUUUUGUUGUUGUUGUUUUAUAUUAAUGUUUAUAGCGACCCUAAUAAUUGUAAACAUCUGUGCCAAGAGUGGAGGUAUAUUUAAUAAUAAAAGGAAAUUUGCUUUAUCCAA
Messenger RNA from Anolis sagrei ordinatus, 3432 nucleotides. It is a transcript of the gene SLC25A42, whose product is annotated as solute carrier family 25 member 42. Gene Ontology annotation, biological process: transmembrane transport. Gene Ontology annotation, cellular component: mitochondrial inner membrane. NCBI's taxonomy places the organism in Eukaryota, Metazoa, Chordata, Lepidosauria, Squamata, Anolidae. The record is from RefSeq and is a predicted model, not a curated record.